Molecule: messenger RNA, 7790 nt
Organism: Dicentrarchus labrax (European seabass)
Lineage: Eukaryota; Metazoa; Chordata; Actinopteri; Moronidae
Gene: ptpn4a
Product: protein tyrosine phosphatase non-receptor type 4a
Exons: 27
Coding region: 693-3821 (1042 amino acids)
Biological process (GO): protein dephosphorylation
Cellular component (GO): cytoskeleton; cytoplasm; cytoplasmic side of plasma membrane
Molecular function (GO): cytoskeletal protein binding; protein tyrosine phosphatase activity
Source: RefSeq, a predicted model, not a curated record
GUGCUGAUCGCUGCUGUGCUGCAAGGCAGGCAGGAGCAGCAGCUGCAGAGAGAGAGAGAGAGAGAGAGAGAGAGACCAGGGACUGCUGCUGACUACAACGGACUCAUGUUGGGGAAAGUCAGAAAACGCAACGCUCUCACCCACCCUAUGAUUUAAUGUCCACAUAUUUCCACUCGUGACCUUUUUUUUUUUUGUUGUUGUUGUUGUUGUUUUCUUUCCACCGCCUGCGUUGAGGAUAUAUAUAUAUAUAUAUAUAUAUAUUUCUCUCUCUCUCGACCUGAAAUGACUGCUGCUAGUCGCCGUGUCUAGCCAAUGGUUACUGCAGGGGGCUCCCGUCUUCUUGUGGAUUAUCCGUCGUCGCCGAGCCGGCUGUACGGUCGAGCCCGGAGGAGGCCCCGCUUCUUCGCUGCUGGAUGGAUGUGUGUGAGGCAGCAGCCGGACUCCGACUACUUUCGAAGACGGUGGUGAAGAUGAUGCUCGGGUUUCAUCGGCAGCGGGUGAACUGAUCUUGGAUGUUCAGGGCUAUAUCGCCCCCCUCCUCCCCUCCUCCUCCCCUCCUCCUCCUCCUCCUCCUCUUCUUCUUCCCGACACACACACACACACAAAACCAUUUCCUCACACAGCAAAACAGAUAUAUUCCUUAAAAGCUGGACGCCCCUGGAGCAGUUUAUGACGACCCUGGUAGGAGCGUGAUGAGCGCGCGCUUCCGCUUGCCUGCUGGCAGAUCCUACAAUGUCCGGGCGACAGAGCUGGAGCGAGACAGGCAGCACACACAGGUUGUGUGCAACGUACUGCUGCUGGACAACACUGUCCAGGCGUUCAAAGUCAGCAAAUCGGAUCAUGGCCAGGUGUUGCUGGAUGCUGUCUUUAAGCACCUGGAGCUGACUGAGAGAGACUACUUUGGCCUGCACUUGGCUGAUGACUCCUUAGAUACGGCAGUCAGUAUGAUGUUUCUGAUCUACAGAAAACGCUGGCUCGAUCCCAACAAGCCCAUCAGGAAACAGUUAAAAAGAGGGUCUCCCCAUAACUUGAGCUUCAGAGUCAAAUUCUUUGUGACAGACCCCAAUAAACUUCAGGAAGAAUACACGCGGUACCAAUAUUUCCUCCAGAUCAAGCAGGAUAUAUUAACUGGAAGAUUGCCCUGUCCACACAACACAGCCGCACUGCUGGCAUCCUAUGCUGUUCAAUCUGAGCUGGGGGACUACAAUGAAACGGAGCAUACAGCAGGAUAUCUGUCGGAAUACUGCUUCGUCUCCAAUCCCCCACAAGACUUCCACAAAGAGGUCUCCAAACAUCACCAGCAGCACAGUGGUCUAUCUCCUGCCCAGUCAGAGUUUAAUUAUCUGAACACAGCACGCACGCUGGAGCUCUACGGGGUAGAGCUGCACUAUGCAAGGGACCAGAGCAACACAGAGAUUCUUAUUGGGGUGAUGUCUGCCGGCAUUGUUGUUUACAAGAACAGGGUACGGAUCAACUAUUUCCCAUGGUUGAAAAUAGUGAAAAUCUCCUUCAAGUGCAAACAGUUCUUCGUCCAGCUGAGAAGAGAGGCGACUGAGACCCGGGAGACGCUGCUGGGUUUCAACAUGGUGAACUAUCGGGCCUGUAAAAACCUGUGGAAGGCCUGUGUGGAGCACCACACCUUCUUCAGACUGGAGCGGCCCAUCCCACCACAGAAGAACUUCUUCGCUCACUACUUUACCCUGGGCUCAAAAUUCAGAUACUGCGGGCGGACGGAGGUGCAGUCUGUGCAGUAUGGAAAGGAGAAAGGCAUCAAGGACAGAGUGUUUGCCAGAUCUCCCAGUAAGCCAUUGGCCAGGAAGCUGCUGGGCGGAACCGACUGGGAGUCGGUCAGCAGGAACAGCCUAUCGGAUGAGAGACUGGAGACCCAGAGUUUGCCCACUCGCUCACCUCCUGGGACGCCCAAUCAGAACUCGCUGUUUGUACAAGAGGGCACACGACUACGACCGUCAUCCGUUGGUCACCUAGUGGAUCACGUGAUCCACGCUUCGCCGAGUCUGCCUGUCUUCUCCUCCAAUCACAAGUCGGCAUCGUCCACGCAGGCCAACAGCAUCAGCUUGGACUCCACACCGUCUCCAGAGGGGCUAGACAGUCAACCUCCAGCUCUGCCCCCCAAGCAGCUGAGCAGAAAGACCUUGAGCCAGAUCAUCCAGGCCCACUCCCAGCAGAGCCUCCUGGAUAACCACCUCAACGAGAUGUAUGAUGUUCCUGUCAAUGCUGACAAGACCACGCUAAAUGGAGUUGUCCCUCAUGAUAAUUUGGUCCUAAUCAAGAUGAGACCUGAUGAACACGGACGUUUCGGCUUCAAUGUCAAGGGUGGAGCUGACCAGAAGAUGCCCAUCAUUGUGUCUCGAGUGGCUCCAGGAACAUCAGCUGACCUGUGUGUGCCUCGCCUUAACGAGGGGGACCAGGUGGUCUUAAUUAAUGGACGUGACAUUUCUGACCACACCCAUGAUCAGGUUGUCAUGUUCAUCAAGGCCAGCUGUGAGAGCCACUCUGGCGAGCUCAUCCUAUUGGUCAGACCGAAUGCCAUCUACGACGUGGUGGAGGAGAAGGCGGACUCGGAGCCAGAUUUUCAGUACAUCCCUGAGAAGUCCCCUCAGGACCCCGCCCAGCUAGACCAGCAUGCUUUGAGGGACUCCAUGGUCACACUGAAGGAAGGCCUGUGCAGUGGAGCCAUACUGGCACAGUUUGAUCAACUGUACAGGAAGAGGCCGGGGAUGACCAUGCUGUGUGCCAAAUUACCUCAGAACGUUUCCAAAAAUCGCUACAGAGACAUCUCUCCUUAUGAUGCCACGCGGGUCAUUCUGAAAAGCACAGAUGACUACAUCAAUGCAAAUUACAUCAAUAUGGAGAUUCCAGCCUCCAGUCUGAUCAACCGCUACAUAGCAUGCCAGGGCCCGCUGCCCAACACCUGCCCCGACUUCUGGCAAAUGACAUGGGAGCAGGGCUCAUCUAUGGUGGUCAUGCUGACUACACAAGUCGAAAGGGGGCGGGUCAAGUGUCACCAGUACUGGCCCAAUCCAGACAGCAGCGCCACCUACGGAGACUUUACAGUAACGUGCCACAAUGAAGAGGGCAACUCUGCCUUCCUGGUCCGGGAGAUGACUCUAGUGCACACACCGAGUGAGCAGCAGAGAGAGCUUACCCAGAUCCAGUACCUAGCUUGGCCGGACCACGGCGUCCCUGAUGACUCCACUGAUUUCCUGGACUUUGUGGCUCUGGUACGGACCAAACGGGCCGGACAGGACCAGCCGAUGGUGGUACACUGCAGUGCGGGGAUUGGUCGGACAGGGGUUCUGAUCACCAUGGAGACAGCAUUGUGUCUAAUGGAGUGCGGCCAGCCAGUGUAUCCUCUAGAUAUCGUCAGGACCAUGAGAGACCAGAGGGCCAUGAUGAUCCAAACACCUAGCCAGUACCGCUUUGUAUGUGAGGCCAUCCUGAGAGUCUAUGAGGAGGGCCUGGUCAAACCACUCAAGACCGCUGUCUACCAUCCGAGGGAAAAGGUGGACGAGGAGAGGGACGACGAGAAGAAAGAGCAGCAGAAAGCAGGCGAAGGAGAAGAGACGGCAGCGACGGAGGAAGGGGAGGCGGCAGUGGUGGAGUUGCUGGAAGGAGGUCUGGAUGAAGAGGACGACGACGACGAAGAGGUGGAAGUGCUGGAUGUGGGAGAAGUGACGGAAGAGGGGGAGGACGAGGAGGACGAAGAGGAGGAGGAAGCGGAGGAGCCGAGCGUCGCAAGCGCCACCAGCGUGACCAGUGAGACCAGCGUGAACCCUGAACCUGAAUCCGCUAACCCGUGACUUUUGACGGGUCAUCAGGGGUCACCAGGAGGAGGCCAGGUGGCCGGAGAACAGAACAAAAGCACUGUUGCACUUUAUGCUGACAAAAACCGGAAAAAAGACAAAACAAACGAACAAACGUGAAAAUCAUGGACAAGCUAGAAUAAAAAAAGAAACCCAGCUGUGUUGAAUAGGUACCAUUAGGGGAUAUUGUAUGUUCAGGGGAAAGAAAAAAAGUAUUCAAAGAAUGAAAAGAUGAAAGUACGAGAGAAUAAAAUGUGGAUGGGGAAUUGCUGUAGUGCCAUAAGUAUGAAGGGGAAGGGCUGCCCCCCUUGAUGGAAAGCUUUUUCCCCCCGUUUUAUUUCCCCCAAAGGGUCGCCCUGUCCCCUUCUGAGCGAGUCUGCCAGACGGACCUGCCUUUUUUUAGUGUCCUUUUAGCUGAUAAAGAGAUAUACCUUAUCUUUUGUUCCUCAGAAAGAGUAUUUAUUGUGUUUUAGUUUGUGUCAAACCCUGUCCACUGAACAAAAAAAAAAAACUUGUAUGUUUGUUUGUAUGAAUCUAGAGCUUCAUGCUUUCCUGAUUAAAUCUUAGGUAGUUAAGUAGUGCGAUUCCUCUUCUUCUAACUACUUCUUAAUUUCUUCUGCUUUUUGUGGAAAAAAAACAGUGAUUUAAUUUAUUGUACUUGGUUUUUAUCUUUCUCAGCUUUCUUGUCUAAGUUUCUGACAGCACAGACUGACAGAUGGACAGCUGAAAGCGCUUUGUGUCUCACCUCUUGUUCAAUGCUGUGGCAAGUUUUUAUUCUUUAUCCUGCUUUGUGCUGUGUUUGUGAGCUUACAGACACACACGCUCUGAGGCGGCCAUCGUUUGGCAUGGUGAAGAACAUAACUGGUUUACAAUCCUCAGGGCCUGUGUUUACUGGGCACCUCUCUUUCACUUGGUCACGGCGGCUACUGUUGCUCUACGACUACAGACCUCUCACUGUCAGAUGUAAUGAGAAAACAGAUUAACGUCACAUCGCAUUAUUAAUUCAACACCAGAAAAUUUAAGAGUGUCGUAAAGAGGGGCCCCAGUUGACACACGGCCUCUCUGAGUUACAAUCUAAAACCGUUUCCCAGCCGCCGUGGCUGAUAAAAAGCUAAGAAACAAGGCUGAGGUUAGUUCAUUUUUUUUCUUCAAAUUCAUAUGCAGUCAAUUUAAUAGUUAAGUCAAACCUACAGGUCACUUGCAACUGACGAAGUGGGCAGCAAGGGUCCCUGCUGAAGUGUCCUUGAGCCAGACACUGACAAUAAAGCCCCGCUGCAUGUGAAGCUCAGAGGCUUCCCUCCGAUUGGUUUCCCCCAGAGAGAGGAGAACUUUGUGCAACCCAAACGUGUCUUGCUCGUCUUUGACACAAGUCAAAUAGUGGUCAAAGGUAGGUCAUUAAAGUGGUUGAAAACUGCUAGACUUUUUAUGCAAUCAGUAUUUGCCCCCUCCCUCACCCACCCAAGGUUUCACACGCUAUAAAGUGCUUGCUGAAUUGACAGUGAACUGAUCUCAGCCUCAGUGUGAAUGGUAAAAACAUGACUUUAAAGGCUCCCUCCACUGACCUCCUCACAUUUGAAUUCUGUAAACAUGAGAAAACCCAGAUCUUUUGCACACAUUUGCAUUUGAGACUUAUUAUCAUUUGUCGCUGUGUGUGAGCAACCGCAUGGCCCAGCAUUAAACUCAGUAAGACUAAUUGUCAUAAAUUUCCUCACUAAAUCCUUUUUUUUAAUAUAUAUAUAUAUAUAUAAAAGGGGGUUCAGAGGUCAUUGGAGGGGCUUUAAACCAACCUUUGCUGUUCAGUUUUUUUUCUAAAUCUGCCUGAUUGUCUGCCAGAGAACACUUUGAUAGUUCAAAGAGGCAGCACAAACAGAACAUUCACCCAAUACUUUAACCUUUUCUUUUUAAUUGAUCUUGAUCUUUCCCAAUGGUACUAUUUUAAUUUUAAGGCACAUGUUGUUUUUUAAGCCAAGAUGAUGUGUUAAUGAGUGAUAAGUGACGACUUGUAUUUUUGAAUUCACAAAACCCAGCAUCAAGUUGCUUGUUGAGUCCUUUUUUUUUUUUUUUUUGUCUCAGUGCAGGUUAAGCUGCCAUUGUUCUUUACAAAGCAGCGUGGAAUGAAGUGUAGCCUCUUCAUAAUUUGAGAUAUUUUUCUUAUCGGCUGCUUCAGUACCUGCUGUCAUUGGCUCCUUCCAUGGAUUCUGCUGGAAAAAAACCUACUGCUGUGAGUGUGUGAGAGUGUGCGCGUGUGUGUGUGUGUACUCAGAUUUCAGUCUUUAUCUCUCACUGUACCUCUCCCUCCUCCAUUUCUAACAUAGUUGGUUAGCUGUCUGGUCUAAGCCUGCUUGUCCGUUAACUGGAAUGAAAAGGUUGUGCCCGUAAAAAGCCACAAACCUAAUCUAACCCCCGAUCUCAAGUUUUUUUCUGAAGAAACGCAGAUAGAGCCUCCUUGGAGAGUAAACUUUUAGUCUGAAUCUUUCCCUGUGAAACAUUUCAAACCAUGCUUAUACCUCCCUUUCAAACAGCUGAAUCAUACUUUUUUUUUUUUUUACACAUGGGGAGGUGGCUCAAGAAGAGUCUAGAAACAGCUUUUCCUCUUCACUAUUUUUUUUAUUUUUUUAUUUCUCCUGUAGUGCGGCCCUCUCCCAAAAAUCUGCCUAAAUCCUUCUCUCAGGCAACAUCAGUCAUUUCAGCAGAGCCCACGCAACAUUCACUAUCCAUUCUUCUCAUUGUUCUUCCCCAGAUGCCUCUCUUUUGGAUCAUUAUACAUGGAUCCCACUCUCUCUGCAUGGCCUCAAGGCAAAUGACACAUCUGAGCAGAAUACCAUGGGUACAGUAGCGCAGUAUCAAGCUUGUUUUCCACACAGGGACAAAGUGAAGCUAGCCAGCGAAUAGCUGACCGAAUAACUGGUUUCAGAUUUUUAUUGAUUUUUUAUUGACAGUUGCACAUUCAUUGCAGACGCUGCAUGUAUGAGCUUAUAAUCAAAAGAACAAAGACACCAUUCAGCCCCCACUGGCUUCUUAUAUCAUCAGUUUUUUUUUUUUUUUUUUGUAUCCAGCAGCAGGGCCGACCAAAUGAAAUUACCACCAAAUCAAAAUUAAUUAACGCUGAAGCCCUCCUGAUAAAGUGGCAUCAAUGACAAGUUCACAAAGCCUUGGCAAUUUCCAACAGGAAGAUUAAAAAACAAAACAAAAAAACAUCGGCCAUGCAGUGAAAAGUUAAUAAUUGAUAAAUCCAGGCCGCCAGAGUUUCCAACUGCACAAAAUGUCCAGCAAUGAGCUGUCUGUGUUGAAAGUGUUUUUGUUGUUGACACAUAAUUGGUACUGUCUGUGCGUUUAGGGUACUGAUCAAAGGUAGUUUGGAGGGGACCAGACACAGGGGGAGGGCCCGGGUUUAGUUGUAUUUUUGUAAAGAUGAAAACAGCUCUAGUUGGGUAGGGAAAGGACAGCACUUUGUAGAAGGCUGAGUGGCAGGUAGUGCUACUGACAAAAAAAAGUUUUAAAAAAAGUUGGAGACAUAAAGCAUUGUUAAAAUAAGUUCUUUUUUUUUUUUUAAUUUGUCAUUUUUAUUUUGUUUGAAAAUAAGACCAGUAGGGAACAAGAAAAAAAGAAAAGAACUCCUAACUACACAGUGCCACUUGUUAAUUUUGUGUAAAUAAUACUAGACCAUGUAAAUACAAUGUUGUAUAUGAAAAAAAAUCUUUAAAAUAAAAGGGAAAAUCAUUUGUGAGCAGAAACAUUUUGUUUUUAUUUUGGUUUUUUUUGUUUAUUUUCUCCUUUUUGAAUGAUUCAAAUGUGACACAAAUGGUGUGUAUUUCAAGACUGCUAUUUCAAAAAAAAUUUGUUUUAUUUGAAUCGUAAUCUAUAACAGCGAGUGUAUAUAUAAUGAAACACAAAAUAAUGAGAAAUGUUUUACCGUAUUAUACCCUUGGUUAACUCCUACCUGUGUUAUAAAAACCUUUGUCCUCA